Struthio camelus australis is the source of this 514-nucleotide messenger RNA. The record is from RefSeq and is a predicted model, not a curated record. Lineage: Eukaryota; Metazoa; Chordata; Aves; Struthioniformes; Struthionidae.
CCAGGAGUUCAAUACCCAGGUGGCUCUGUACCGGGAGCUGGUCAUUUCCAUUGGGGAUGUCUCAGUCACCUGUCCAUCUCUACAUGCUGAAAUGCACAAGACUCGAACCCGAGGAUGUGAGAUGGCCUGUCAGGCUCAUCAAAAACUAGCAGCAAUUUCUGGCCCAGAAGAUGGUGAAAUUCAUCCUGAAAUCUGUAGAUUAUACAUCCAGUUGCAGUGUUGCUUAGAAAUGUACACAACAGAAAUGCUUAAGUCCAUAUGUCUGCUAGGAUCCCUUCAGUUUCAUCGGAAAGGAAAAGAGCCUUGUGCCCCGCACAAGAUCCUAGACACUAAAGUGGAGGAGAGUUCUGAAGUACCUAUUUUAGAAGACACGUCAUCAUCCCCAACAGAUAUUCAACAGCAUUUAUGGCAGGUUUCCACAGAUAUUGAGAACACUGAAAGAUAUGAGAGAAAUGAAAAACCUUUUAAGCAAACUCAGGGAGACUAUGCCUUUACCACUGAAAAAUCAAGGUAG